CAUAUGCUUAAUAUAAGUCUAAUGCAAGAGGUUCUGAUUUAACUCUGCAUUUGCUUAAUAUACAUCUAAAGUGGCCAGAAGAGUUGAAUAUGGCAAAAGUAGUUUCUCGUUGCUUCAGCAGACUUCUGUGCCCUCUGGACUUUUUUUUUCCCCAAUUAUGUAAAAGCUCUAUAUGUAUUAGUACAGAAGGCAGAUGCAUGUGUGUGAGGAUUACUGUUGGUGUUUACAUAAUGGAUUAUCCAAGAUUAAGUGUUUUGUACAGGCGUAUGAGUGAAAAUAACCAAUUAAUGACUUUGCAGACUUAUUAUUUAAAGGCAGCUAGAAGGUAGUUCAUACAAAAACUCUUCCACUAACCACAACCUAAAGACCAAGAUAGAGUGAAGUAGAAGAGGUCCAGCUAUCCCAACAGGUAUGUCCCUUUCAGUAGAGAAAAAUCAGAAUGAAAAAGAAACAGUAUAUUUUCCUACUCAUGCUCCUCUCUGCUGUUGAAUAUUGCUUAGCUCAUUCUUGUGCAGUGGAUUCUUUCUCUGUGAAAGAGAACUUUGACCGAAAGAGGUAUUCAGGGAGAUGGUAUGCCUUAGCUAAGAAGGACCCAGAAGGUCUCUUCCUGCAGGACAACAUCUCUGCUGACUACACUAUUGAAGAAGAUGGCACAAUGACUGCAGCUUCCAAAGGGAGAGUGAAACUCUUUGGAUUCUGGGUGAUAUGUGCUGACAUGGCUGCUCAGUACACUGUACCAGACCCUGCCACACCAGGCAAGAUGUAUAUGACUUACCAAGGUCUGGCUAGCUACCUGUCCAGUGGAGGAGAUGACUACUGGGUGAUUGACACCGAUUACGUUAACUAUGCUGUUACAUAUGCCUGUCGUACAAGGAAAGAGGAUGGAACGUGUGAUGAUGGGUACUCCAUUAUCUUCUCACGCAACCCUCGUGGUUUCUCACCAGCCAUUCAGCGUAUUGUGCGUCAGAAACAGGAAGAGAUCUGCAUGUCUGGACAGUUCAAGCCUGUGCUGCAGUCAGGGGCCUGCUAAAGACUACAGUUUGAUUCUAAGAAUGAAAGCCGGAUCUCUUGGUCUUGAAGUUGCCAUCUAUCUGAAAAAAACCCCAGAAUCAUAGCUUGGACUAGUGUUUUUCCUGGAAAACACUGUUGAAAUAUUUUGUUGCUGUUUGUUUGGUUUUCUGGGUUUUUGGUUGUUUUUUAUUUUAUUUUAUUUUUUUUGUGGUAACUUCUGUGCAAUACCACACUGGGUAUCUGAAUUUUCAAGGGAAUAACUAGUGUAAUAUUUGUCAAUAUUUUUUAAACACAUGCCUAUUGCUAUGUACAGCAUGUCUCACUUAACCUAAGUUUAUAUCCUAAUUCCUAAGUAAUGAACCCUUGUGGAAUGGUUAGAUCGCUACUGUGAUCCCACUACUUUAUGCUGAAUAACAGAAGGAAAAAAUUAGGUUUUGGAUGCAGGUCCUGUUCAGGUCAAAACAACUUAAAUGCAGAAUAGGUACGUUUAUUAGCUGUGUAUAAAUUAUUGUCAAGUAUUAUAAAUACUUCAUCUCCCUGACCAUCCUGGUCAAAGUGCAGUGGCCACUGGAAUGACUGAAUACCCACUAAUUACUCAUCUCACUCACAAGGAAUUAUCAGGGUGGAGUUGAAUGAACUUUGGAUUCUAGUCUCACUGGGCAUUUCUACACAUGCAUUUAUGCUGGCUUAAAUUUACUGCAUAGUAAAUUACUGUGCAGUAAGUGGAAAUAAGCAGACAUCUACAAGUGCAGGCAUUAAAGUCCAUUAACACUGCGUGUGGAUUGAUUUGGGACUAAAAUUAAUCCCAAGCCACUUACCCCACACAGCAUUAAUGAGCUUACUGUGCAGUAAUAUGUAGUGGGGGAGAGACAGGCUAGGGGGGAGUGGGGAAGGGGAAUGAAUGUAGUGGUAAAUAGUUUAC
Molecule: messenger RNA, 1933 nt
Organism: Gavialis gangeticus (Gharial)
Lineage: Eukaryota; Metazoa; Chordata; Crocodylia; Gavialidae
Product: purpurin
Exons: 6
Coding region: 440-1030 (196 amino acids)
Molecular function (GO): retinoid binding; retinol transmembrane transporter activity
Source: RefSeq, a predicted model, not a curated record